Molecule: messenger RNA, 3170 nt
Organism: Scleropages formosus (Asian bonytongue)
Lineage: Eukaryota; Metazoa; Chordata; Actinopteri; Osteoglossiformes; Osteoglossidae
Product: neuronal membrane glycoprotein M6-b-like
Exons: 7
Coding region: 589-1452 (287 amino acids)
Biological process (GO): axon development; central nervous system myelination
Cellular component (GO): myelin sheath; plasma membrane
Molecular function (GO): structural constituent of myelin sheath
Source: RefSeq, a predicted model, not a curated record
CAUCCUCCUUGAACGGAUUGGGAGGGGGAAGGGCAGCGAGUGAGGGCGUGGGGUGUGUGUCCGCAUCGACUCCCGUGGCAUGAAAAGCGAGACGUCUUCGCUCCAGCACUCAUCCAUUAUGAUCCGAUAACUCCGGGGCCCCACGGAAAACCUCUCGUCAUUGAGCCCUGGGCCCCCUUGGACGGUCAUCCAGAGAUGUAAAGGGGCUUGGGGAGGGCAUCAGAGAUCCCGUUCCAACUGGAUCCGGACGGAAUCCGAAUUUCAGACGCACGAGGAAAGCAACACCUGUCAGCCCCGAAGUGAGGACGCGAUCGACGCGUGGCCUGCCCGGAAAUUACCGGAAUCGUUCGUGGGCCACUAAGCCUGGAGAAAUUCGAUUUGACAGGACCUUUGCGUCCUGGUGAAGGCUUGUAAUAUAGAGUGGGGCUGGGCAGCGCUUAAUCACUGGAGCUACAGAGAGGAAAAGAGAGAGAGAGAGAGAGAGAGAGAGGGAGGGAGAGGGAGACGGAGCGAGAGGGAGGGAGGGAGACGACGAGAAAGAGAGAAGCGAAAGGUGUUUGCAGAUAGGAGGCACUUUUGGUUGAUGGGAUGAAACCAGCCAUGGACGCUGCUGCAGAGGAGUCCCAGGAGCAGAGUCAAGAGAAGAGAGGUUGCUUCGAGUGCUGCAUCAAGUGUUUGGGUGGCGUCCCCUAUGCCUCCCUGGUGGCCACCAUCCUGUGCUUCUCGGGCGUCGCCCUCUUCUGUGGCUGUGGACACGUGGCUUUGACCGGCACGGUCACCCUCUUGGAGAACCAUUUCUCCAAGGUCACCAGUGACCACGCUGUCCUGACUGAUGUAAUACAGCUGAUGCAGUACGUCAUCUACGGCAUCGCUUCCUUCUUCUUCCUCUACGGCAUCAUCCUGCUGGCCGAGGGCUUCUACACCACUAGCGCCGUCAAGGAGCUGCACAGCGAGUUCAAGACCACCAUCUGUGGCCGGUGCAUCAGCGGCUUGUUUGUGUUCCUCACCUACAUCCUGGGCGUGGCCUGGCUCGGAGUGUUCGGCUUCUCGGCGGUGCCCGUCUACGUCUUCUACAACGUGUGGUCCACCUGCGCCGCCAUGAGGUCCCCGGUGGUCAACGUCACCUCCGUCGAGUCCAUCUGCGUCGACGUGCGCCAGUUCGGCAUUAUCCCCUGGAAUGCCACCCCGGGGAAGGCGUGCGGGUCCACGCUGGGUGACAUCUGCAACACCAGCGAGUUCUACCUGUCGUACCACCUGUAUAUCGUGGCCUGUGCCGGCGCCGGAGCCACUGUCAUCGCUUUGAUCCACUUCCUCAUGAUUCUCUCAGCCAACUGGGCCUACCUAAAGGACGCCAGUCACAUGCAUGCCUACCAGGACAUCAAAUCCAAGGAGGAGCAGGAGCUGCAAGACAUCCAGUCCCGCUCCAAGGAAUGCCUCAAUUCAUACUCAUAAGGAUCAAAAACACACACACUCACGCACACACACACACACACACACACACACACACAUACAAACGUACAUGCAAAAGCCCGGCCCUGCCCCCCCACGCCCGAGCCCGCGCUACGUGCUGGACCGAGAGAGCGUGCGGCCGCCCUUUGCUGCGCACGGUACUAACACGGCUCCUAACAGACUAACGCCCACGGCUGAGAAAGGUGUCAUAUUUAAAUGACCUGCGCAUGUAAAAUAGAGCCCAUUUGAAUGUGACACGUUUCUCUGACUCUGUUCUCUGCGUAGCCCUUUUGUUCUCGCCACAUUGCGCUGGCGAAGAAUUGCACUAGUUUCAAAUAAGGGAAAACAAGGAGCGCCGCAGCUCGCUCUCUCUCUCGCUCCGUCUCUCUUUUUCUCUUGCGGCCAUCCCGUCCCGGUCCGGCGACUGCCCGGAUGCGAGGAAGCGAACGAGUGGCUCCCACGAGACGAGCGACUCGCCAUACGUAGAUCCAAGAUGCCGUUUUAAUGAUCAUUCAUAGCACAACAAUACACGCCUUACAGAUGUUUUGUUUAAGAAAAAAAAUUACGUGAGUGCAAUGUGUUCUAUUCGCACGGUGUCUUUGUGUGUUUGGGUCUUGACUUUUAGGUGGGGGGGGGGGGGGUACUGCAGAGGUGUAAUUUGAUGGCUGGAGCUGCAAGGCUUCCAGCUGUAAGGUCAAAGCUUUCUAUAAUAGUGGGGAAAUCCUGCAGUGCAUAUUGGGUAAUGUAGUUUUGAAGAGGAUGUGCUUUGAGCUUGAUCAGUGGUUUUCUUUUCCUGGGGGGGGGGAGGGUACGGGGGACUUCCUUGAGCUAAAGUGGAACAGUUCUUUUCUUCCAGCGUUUUGAGGUGAAUGUCACUCAGCAGUUUCAGCAGACAUGCUUAUUUUUUCAUCAAAAAAUAUAGACCACCCCUAAAUAAAAGAGAAAAAAAAAACUACCUCAGGUAUGAAAUGACAAAUUUUUCAUGAUGCAUAUUUUACACUGCAAUGUACCCCAUGAGAUCAGUCAGCAAACCACAAAAAUUAAAAUGACCAAUUUCAAGGACCUAAUUUAUCAUUUUACUGAAACUGAAAUAGGUUUGAUUUUCUGUUAUAAUCACUGAUGCUGAAGUCAAUGUGAAGCAUUGUCUACUGGAACUGAAAUCCGUCCAACCAGCCUUGACCCGCUUCCCCAACAAGCAGAGAUACAUUCCAGAUUUUCUCAGUGAACCUCAACGUACAGUUCAGGUUCUGGCCAAAAUGUUUGAAACGCAAGGCAAGCACGUGUUCGCAAGCCAUACUGUGAUCAGAUCUCAAAUCACCGUCUCCCGCUCGCUACCCGUGUUGCGCGUCGCCAAGUGGAAGAUUCAAUGUGUCCGCGAGCCACGUGCAGAAAAGAAGCCGUGAUCUGUUCUAAGGCACGCGGGGGUCCGAAGACGCACAAAAGGGGUAAAAGUGUCCUGGAGAUGUUAGUUAUUAGCAAACUCGCCAAGACGUGAGCACUGCUCCAGAGAAGGGUUCAGAAAGUGUUGUGAAAUGCAAAACGAGAUGGAAUCCUGCUCCAUUGUGGUCCACAGUCCCUCCAGGUAUUCUAGCUAUUCUUUAAAACCUGGGGCCUCAUUUAUGAAAGCUACCUGGGGUAUGAAGUAGUGUAGUGAUUGAAGCUGCUGCCUUUAGAGCCAGAGAUUGCAGGUUUCAAUCCCAUAUCCUACUGUAGUAUCCCUG